Molecule: messenger RNA, 405 nt
Organism: Scutellospora calospora
Lineage: Eukaryota; Fungi; Glomeromycota; Glomeromycetes; Diversisporales; Gigasporaceae
Source: the annotation of a GenBank genome assembly
AUGAUUGAUUUAAAAUUAUCACUUGAUUUUUAUAAUGAAAUUAUCGAUACUAUAAUUUAUGAGAUAUUCGAAUUAGAUAUUCUUUAUGUGAAGAAACCCGUGAAAACAAUAAAAGGAAUAUUAUACACAUGUCGAUAUUUUUAUUAUUAUUUUAGAAAAAAAUUUGCAAUAAGUUUUUAUAAAAAAUUUGGAUUAGAUGAAGAGAUAUUUUCUUCUGAAUGUGUUCGUAAAGAUUGUAAGAAAAGAGGUCAUAUCAGAAAUGAAUUUUUUUUUAAUUUUUUAAGUCUUAGUUUAGAUAUUUGGAAUUUAGUAGAUAUUUAUGGAGAUAGAUACUGUGGAAGUAUUUGGGAUUUGUUGAAUGCAUAUAAGAAUGAUAUAUAUGAAAGAAGAGAUCCAUACAGUUAG